UUCCUCCCGAGGCAGCUGCGCAGGGGUUGGCGGUGCUUUGCCGACAGCCUCCUCUGCUUGUGUCUCACUCCUGUGAUAACCAGCGUUCCUCAGAAAGCCCAUCUUCACCACCCAUGUGUCCGCUGGCUGUGGCCUGCUCCACGCCUCCUGCUCACCUUGGACUCCGCCCUGCCUGGCGCCGCAAAGGACCAGUCUUUGGGCCAUGGAGCUGUACUUUGGUGAGUACCGGCGUGUGCAGCAGGAGUACGGUGUCCACCUGCGACUGGCCGGCGACCAGGCUGCAAAGCCCAGGGACGUGGCGCGCUCCAGGCCCAGCUCCUACGGCGUCAGCAUCCGGGUGCAGGGCAUUGACGGCCACCCCUACAUUGUGCUCAACAACGAGGAGCACUGCGUGCCGGGCGCAGCCUUUCCCGGGAACAGGCCCCCCUUUCCGUCUCCGGUGAUGCAGGGGCGCAGCAAGGAUGCACCGCUGCCCCCUGAGGACCCACUCGGAGACCUGCAGCGGACCUCUCCUCUCGGGGUCAGGGCCGGUGUCCCCGAGCAGAAGGACAUCCCGGGAAAGUCACCCCAGCUGCUGAACUUUCAGAGGCACCCGGAGCUCUUGCAGCCUUAUGACCCCGGCAAGCAUGAGCCGGUCCUGCAGACUCCCCGGGCCCCCGAAGGGGAAGGGUUCGACUGUUCCCCAGAGGAUGCUGUUGAGGAGAAGACACCGCCCAGGACUUGCAUUCCCAGCCCCGGCCUGGAGGCCGUGCGGCUGUGCGGUUCUGUGGUCAUAGCGGACCCUGGGCAGCGGACCUCUGUGCGGGUGAGUGUGCAGAGCUGCACAAGGGACGGGCCAGCAGAGGAGGAGGAGGACGAGGACCCUGCCCGGAGUGGUAGGUCCCCAGCCCCCCGGAAUCCGCAGCCCCACGUGGAGACCCAGCGGGCCAGGCCGGACGUGCUGCCCUUCUGGCGCCAGGACUCAGCGGGCCCGGUGCUGGAUGGGGCUCGGUCCAGGCGGUCCUCGUCCUCCUGCACCACGCCCACCUCGGCCACCUCUCUGUACCGGUUCCUGCUGGACGGCCCGGAGGCCGCCAUCCACGCGGACAGCGUGAACCGGCACGAGAACCGGCGCUACAUCCCCUUCCUGCCGGGCACCGGGCGGGACAUCGACACGGGCUCGCUGCCCGCUGUGGAUCAGCUGAUUGAAAAAUUCGACCAGAAGCCCGGGCCUCAGAGAAGAGGGCGGUCGGGGCGGCGGCACAGAAUCCACCCCGAAGACCGGCAGCGGUCCCGCAGCGUGGACAGUGCGCUCCCUUUUGGUCUGCAGGGCAAUGCUGAGUAUCUGGCCGAGUUCAGCCGCAGCCGGGGCAAGGCCUGCGAGCGCCUGCUGCGGCCGUCCCAGCUGUGUCCCCCGAGGACGCCCCUGGCCGGGCCGCAGGGAGCCUCGCAGGGCAAGGACGGCCCGGCCCCACGGGGCAGCGCAGGUCAGGAGGGCGCUGCUGUGGCAGCGGGGUGUGCCUCGUCCCUGGCCCUUCCUGCCAAGGCCGGGAAGCAGGAGGAAACGAAAACGGCCACCGCCACACUGAUGCUGCAGAGUCACCGGGCGGCGGCCACCUCCCCGGAGUCUGGGGCCAAGAAAAUUUCCGUGAAGACGUUUCCUUCCGUCUCAAACCCUCAGGCCACCCCGGAUCUCCUGAAGGGCCAGCAGGAGCUCAGCCAGCGAGCCAACGAGGAGACGGCCAAGCAGAUACUUUACAAUUACCUUAAGGAAGGAAGCUCUGACAACGAGGAUGCCACCAAAAGGAAAGUCAACUUGGUCUUUGAGAAAAUCCAGACCUUAAAGUCUCGAGCUGCAGGGAGCGCCCCGGGGAACCAUCAAACUACUAGCUCGUCAUCUGAAGUCAAAGAUCUGCUGGAACAGAAAAACAAGUUGACCUCAGAAGUGGCUGAACUUCAGCAGCGGCUUCAACUAGAGACUAAGAACCAGCAGAACAUCCAGGAAGAGAGAGCACGCCUGAGAGCUGACCUGGAGGAGCUUCGCAGCCAGCUGGACAGGCGGGUGGAGGACGACGCUGGGCUGCAGCAGCGCCUGAAGGAGAGCGAGGCUGAGCUCCGGAAGAGCCUGGAGGAGCUCUUCCAGGUGAAAAUGGAGCGGGAACAGCACCAGACCGAGAUCAGGGAUCUGCAGGACCAGCUGUCGGAGAUGCACGAUGAACUGGACAGUGCUAAGCGGUCGGAGGACAGGGAGAAGGCAGCUCUGAUUGAGGAGCUCCUGCAGGCGAAGCGAGACCUUCACGACCUGCUGAUCGCCAAGGAGGGGCUGGAGGAGCUGCUGAGGAAGCGGGAGCGAGAGCUCACAGCCCUGCGGGGAGCCCUGAAGGAAGAGGUUUCUAGCCACGACCACGAGAUGGACAGGCUGAAGGCACAGUACGACGCAGAGCUGCAGGCCCUGAGGGAGAGUGUGGAGGAGGCCACCAAGAAUGUCGAGGUCCUGGCCAGCCGGAGCAAUGCGUCAGAACAGAGCCAGGUGGGGGCUGAGAUGAGGGAGAAAGCGCUGAAGGAGGAGAAGGAGAAGCUGCAGGGCAGAACUGAGGAGCUGGAGCGCAGAAUGGCCGAGCUGCAGGCACAGAUAGAAGACGGCAAAGGCAAUGAGGCCCGUGCUGAGGAAGCGCUCCGGAAGUACGAGGGUGAAGUACGGCAGCUAGAGGAGGCCCUUGUGCAAGCCAGGAAAGAACAAAAAGAAGCUGUGUCGGUCAGGUGGACCCUGGAGAGUGAGCUGGCAGGCGUGCAGAGAGAAUUGAGUCGGACCAUCCAGGAGCAGAAGCAGCUGUCGGAGAAGCUGCAGGAUGAGACUGAGCAGAAGGAGCAGUUAAAACGGUUGAAGAAUGAGAUGGACAGUGAACGACGACACCUCAGUGAGACCAUCGAGAAGCUGCAGAAGGAGAUGGCCGACAUCGUGGAGGCCUCGCGCACAUCAACCCUGGAGCUCCAGAACCAGCUGGAUGAAUACAAGGACAAGAAUCGCCGAGAGCUGGCAGAAAUGCAGAGGCAGCUGAAGGAGAAAACCCUGGAUGCGGAGAAGGCCCGCUUGACCGCCACCAAACUGCAGGACGAGGUGCGCUUGAGGGAGGAAGAGAUACGGGACCACCAGAGGGCUCAGGACGAAGCACUCACGAAAAAGCAGCUGCUGGAACAAACACUGAAGGAUCUAGAGCACGAGCUGGAAGCCCGGAGCCACCUCCGAGAUGACCGCAGCCGGCUGGUCAAGCAGAUGGAGGACAAGGUCUCUCAGCUGGAGACGGAGCUAGAGGAGGAGAGGAGCAACUCGGACCUGCUGUCUGAGAGGAUCGCAUGGAGCCGGGACCAGAUGGAGCAGAUGAGGAACGAGCUUCUUCAGGAGCGAACUGUGCGACAAGACUUGGAAUGUGACAAGAUUUCCCUGGAGAGACAGAACAAGGACUUGAAGAGCCGACUUGUGCAUCUGGAGGGCUCCUACAGGUCCAGCAAGGAAGGGCUGGUGGUACAGAUGGAGGCCCGGAUCAUGGAGCUGGAGGACCGUCUGGAGAGCGAGGAGAGGGACCGCACCAGUCUGCAGCUCAGCAAUCGCCGGCUGGAGCGGAAGGUGAAGGAGCUGCUGAUGCAGGUGGAUGACGAGCAUCUGUCGCUGACGGACCAGAAGGACCAGCUGAGCCUGCGUUUGAAAGCCAUGAAGCGGCAGGUGGAGGAGGCCGAGGAGGAGAUCGACAGACUGGAGAGCUCUAAGAAGAAGCUGCAGAGGGAGCUGGAGGAGCAGCUCGACGUGAAUGAGCAUCUGCAGGGCCAGCUCAACUCCAUGAAGAAGGACUUAAGACUCAAGAAGCUGCCGAGUAAAGUGCUGGACGACGUGGACGACGACGAUGACCUCAGUACAGAUGGUGGGAGCCUCUGUGAGGCCCCACUGAGCUUCGCCUUCCCCAGGGACAGCACCAUGAUCAGCCAGAUCUAGCGCCGUCCACGAUGCUGCGGGACUCUGCAGGCCAAACCGGGAAGCCCAGGCCACCCCCACACGGCCCACCGCGCUCCCUGGGGUCUCCAGGCCCUUGACAGGGAGGACGUGGGCCUUGGUGGGGCCAAGGCCAUGUUCUGCACAGCCAUGCCUCCCCUGCCGAGAGCCGGGGUGCCAAGUGCUCCUUCCUGCUUCAGAGCCACAUGCAGGGAGGGGGCGGGUACCAACUGUGGACCAGGCCUCCUUUGGAACAUUCCACCACCUUUCUGGGGUGGGCCCUUUGUAAAGUUCACAUUUCUAUCCCAAGCAUUCUUUUUAAGACUCAAAGCUGCUAGGCUUCAUUAAGAGUGGAGGUCAGAGACAAGGUAGUGUCAGCCACUUUGGAAACCAGAGCUGGGAAGAGGAAUCGCAGGGACCUGUGCUGGGAGGGAGCAGAGGUGCAGGUGGCCUGGAGAAGCGGCUGCUGCUGAUCAUGGGCGGGGGUCGGGGUGUCACUGUCCUCUGUGAGCUGUUUCCCGCCUUGGUUGCUCAUUUCAUCCAGCUUUUGGACCAUGCUAAGACCAGUUUCCGGUCACCAGUUUCCAUUACACACACGGCGGUGGGGAGACUUGUUAGCGAGUGACACUUCUCUAGAGGCACAGGCUGUGAUGUCACGUGGUCCUCUGCUUCCCCCACCAUGGGCUUCUGAGCUCCGCCUUCAGGCAUGGCGUGGAGAGGAUCAGGAGCUGAGAUUCCCAGCGUAAAUAUGAGGAUGAGGCAGGAAAUGUUCAGUGAGGUCAUGGGGCGAGGGUGGGGGAGAAGCGAGCAGCAGCUGUGUAGGUGGGGCUAGCUUGAGGAGGAGGGGAGAACUGGGGGAUGUGGAGAUGGGGAGGGUUGAGCUGGAGCUGCAGCAGUAUUCAGAAAGGGGAUCUGUCUGUGAACUGGAGGUCUCCUUCCCCCUGCUGGGCACCAGGUCUGGGGCUGAGGCCAUGCAUGGGUGGCAUGGCAAGGUGGGUGGCUUCAGGAGGAUGCCGGGAUCCCUGCACAGCCACAGGACAUGGGCCAGGUGGCUCAGGGGGGAAGUGGCCAGGGCAAGGACAGCAACUGUGGAGUCCUUUUGCAUCCCAGUAGGUGGGAGGCCUGUGGCCAGGGAAGUCCAGGGCACUUGGCUGGGGGUCCCUCUAAGCUUAGGGUCCUGGAGUUGUGUGACCAGAUGCUGAGUCCUUGGAACUGGAUGGCCAGGCCCUCUUCUUCCAGCCCCAGUCCCCAGUCUGUCCUCAGUACUGCGAGGGGUAUCUGUGGCCCCACUUCCUCCCUCAGCCAUUAGUCCAUGUGGCCAAUCUGUCGGACACCCAGUAUGCUGGGCACAGCCCUGGACACAGGGGCAGGGGCAUCUCCAGUGGGUAAAAUGUCCUCUUGGAGCUCAGUAGUGACCACAUGGAUGAAGGGCCUGGCAGUGCAGAGCCCAGCCCCAAACCCUCUGAUCUCUUGGGAUGCGACAGUCAGAAGGGUUCUUGGACCAUCAGAAUGUGUUUCAUUUCCCUCCAAUGCCUUGCGCCCCAGUGCCUAGAGCACAGAGAAGAGCUCAGCUAGCCCGGAGCUGGACAGGAAGCAUCGAGUUUGCUUCAUUCUCUCUGCUCUUCCUGGCAGCCGUGAAGGUGGCUGUUGGGAGCAGGAGGGCCCUGAGUAGAGCAGGGGACACCAUUCAGAAUGCCUUCGAAAAGCUGCUGAAAGUGUUGCUGUGUGGUGAGGAUGUUGAUGAUGGCGCCACGCUGUGAUGCAGGUGGCUGUGGCCAGGAGCCUGCAGUAUGGGGGGAGGGAGGGAGGGCACUGCACUGGGGAUGGGAGAGGCGUCUUGGGGCCUGGCUCGUCUCUGUACCCAGACUGAGACAGGGUCCUGGCUGGGGUAAGAGGAAGGUUAGGGCCUGGCCUGUCCCAGCUUGUACACAUGGUCAUUGCUCUGUCAUCUAUGUGUUACACACUUGCUGUCCUCUUAUUUAGUGCUUUAAGAGCUAACUACUGCUCAGGAGUAUUUUCUUUAGCUUAAAAAGAAACAAAAAUAUGUAAGAAAAUGUGUGGCCAAAGGCAAUGAUGAAGACAAUCAUCAGGUUUCUUACAAUGUCCUUUCCUGCCUCAAGAGCGUCACCCGCCACACCUGUUUGCUACUCUGGUGGGUUUUGUACCGGGAAAGGAUAGUCUUCUUGUGGCUGCCUCCAUGUAAGUGAAUUCCUGGAUGCAGCAAGAUUUCCUUCCAAUAAACAGUGUCGUCCAGUAGGACCCUGACUUUC
Cavia porcellus (domestic guinea pig) is the source of this 6234-nucleotide messenger RNA. It is a transcript of the gene Cgnl1, whose product is annotated as cingulin like 1. The transcript is spliced from 19 exons. NCBI's taxonomy places the organism in Eukaryota, Metazoa, Chordata, Mammalia, Rodentia, Caviidae. Bases 203 to 3967 code for a protein of 1254 amino acids. The record is from RefSeq and is a predicted model, not a curated record. Gene Ontology annotation, cellular component: myosin complex; bicellular tight junction. Gene Ontology annotation, biological process: protein localization to cell-cell junction.